AUGUCAAGCAAGUCGGCGUCUGGACCUGAUGCUAAGUAUGAGCUCGGAUCAAGGUUAUCGUAUGACGGCGCGUUAUGUACGGUCCGAUAUAUCGGGGACGUUCAGGACACCAAAGGCCAGUGGCUAGGAGUUGAAUGGGACGAGCCAGCGAGGGGCAAACACUCAGGAGCACACCAGGACGUGAGAUACUUUCAAUGCAAAAGUAAACAUCCAACGGCGGGCUCAUUUGUCCGUCCGGGAAGACCAUCAGACAAGCCCCUGAGCUUCCUAGAAGGAGCUCACGAGAAAUAUGUAUCCGAGCUGCCUGCAUUUUACUCUUCUUCCAAAGGAGACCGUGUGAUAGAGCAGUUGAUGUCCAAACCAAUUGAAAUCAGCGGCAAGAUCGUGGAAGAGCUGGGGUUCGAUGAGAUUCGGAAACAGCUUGCCGCGCUAAAUGAGCUUCGAAUCAUCAUCCUUGACGGCUUGCGUAUGAAUGGCGUGCUAUCCGGACCAUCUAGUCCUGACGAAAGAGAAAAGGAGCUUGAGAAAAUCAAGAAGACGUGCCCGAAGGUUGUGGAGCUUGACUUGAGUCGCAAUCUUCUACGCAGAUGGUGUGAAAUAGCCGAUAUCUGCAAACAGCUACCUGAGCUGAAGUCAUUGAAAUUGGAUGGGAAUCGUCUUGAGGACGUUGAGAGCUGCUCUGUCGAUAUCAUUUCCUACACGGUUAACGGUGUAUCCCUGGAUUCAACUUUGAUGUCAUGGAAGGAGAUUGCCUUACUAUCUCACAAAUUACCUUCUCUCACCAGCAUAUCCUUGUCGACAAAUGAACUAUUAUCCACGACAGCUACGCUCUCUACCACAAUACAAGAGCUAUCUAUGGAAUUCAACGGAUUUGAAUCUUUAGACAGUCUACGCCAUCUCACCACACUACCCAGCCUUCGCCGUCUCUGUCUUCGGUCCAACAAGAUCAGCAAGGUUUAUUCAUCCUCACCCUCAGAGUUGGUCUUCUCUCCAACUCUAGAUUUCGUAGAUAUAUCACGAAAUCAAAUACCAUCAUGGGAUUUUGUAGACGCCCUACAAACGGUAUUUCCUGGCCUCACAGGUCUACGUAUCUCAGACAACCCAUUAUACAAUCAACCGCCAGCCCCAACAAAGGUUACUGGUUUGCAAGAACAGCCGAUGACAGUGGACGAAGCCUUCAUGUUGACGCUCUCGCGCCUCUCUAACCUGAAGAUUUUGAAUUAUGGAAAGGUCACGCCUCUUGAUCGCCUGAACGGGGAGCUUUAUUACCUUUCCUUAAUUCGAAAGGAGCUACUUGCGCACCCAGUCAGUAUGGAGCAGGAUAUCCUCAAGACACACCCGCGCUACAAGGAACUCUGCAAAGUAUAUGAGACGCCCGAAAUCCAACGGACGGCCAAGGAUAAUCAUCCUAACGCCGUAGACCCUCGGUCGUUGGCGGCACAGCUAAUAAACUUCAAAUUCCACCUCAACAAGGCAAAACAGGAGGAUGACACCGCGGUCUCUGAUGAGUUUGAGAAAGAGAUACCAAAAUCAUUCGAUGUGUAUCGCAUCAAGGCUAUUGUAGCUCGACACUUCUCUCUGCCGCCUCUUCGGUUUAAAUUGAUUUGGGAAACGGACGAAUGGGACCCUGUGGAAGAAGGAACCGCGGAAGAAGAUGAGUGGGAUAGCGACGAUGAAGGCGAAUUCCAACCAGACGAGCCUAGAGACAGCAAGCUAGUACGGGAAGCCAGCGGGAAACAGUUCAUCAGGCGAGAGGAGGAGCUAAUAGACUCGACGAGGGAGGUUAGCCACUGGUUCCCCAGCGAUACGAUGGAAGUAAACCCCAAAUACUGGUGUAAACACUGCAAGAUCUUCGUUCGCGACACACCCUACGAACGGACACAACACGAGUCUACAGGAAAGCAUCAAGGCAGCUUAAAGCGUUUCCUACGAGAUGUGCACAGAGAUCAAGAGCGCGGAGAGAAGGAAAGCCAGAGAGCGAAGAGCGAAGUUGAACGGCUAAAGGGGAUAGUAUCCAACUCCGGCUCUUCCUCUGGCCCAAAACGAGCCCAAAACGACCCGUCAUGGAGAAAGGGGACAGGGGCAAACGCUACAGGAUUAACACAGGACAGAAUGAAACAGGUAUCGCAAUUGGCGGAGAUGGGAGUUGCGGUUCCCGAAGAGUUUAGGCCCGACAUGGCGCUGGCUGGAGACUGGAAGGUCGUCUCGGAGACACCUAUUGACGAGACGGGUGCUGACACCACGGUCAAGAAUAUUGGCGUCCGAAAACGAAAGCUACGAGAAGAAGACCAGGAAGAAGCGGACAUACAGCAGGAGGUGGUGAGGAAGGCAUGGGGCUCAGCGAUCCGCGAGUAUCCUGGCAGCAGGACAGGAGGAGCUGGCGAUGACGACUCUGCGGACCUUGACGCUCUAUUAAACAUGACUACAAAUUUGAAGAAGGAGAAGAAAGUGAAGGCCGAAGUCAAGGAUGAGCCUGAACCGAGUGGUAGACAAGAGCCGCCUAUCAAGAGGGAAGAAGAUGAUGAUGAUGUAGGGGAUACAUCUGCUAAGCAGGAGGACACUCUACCUAAUAUUAAGGAAGAGGAAAGGCCUGACCUACCAGAUGAGGCAGAGAGCGCAGCUCCAGCGGUUAUGUUUAAGAAACGGAAGCCAAAGAAUAUAAAGCGGUAG
Molecule: messenger RNA, 2670 nt
Organism: Arthroderma uncinatum
Lineage: Eukaryota; Fungi; Ascomycota; Eurotiomycetes; Onygenales; Arthrodermataceae
Exons: 5
Coding region: 1-2670 (889 amino acids)
Molecular function (GO): zinc ion binding
Source: RefSeq, a predicted model, not a curated record